Messenger RNA from Mesorhabditis belari, 696 nucleotides. The record is from the annotation of a GenBank genome assembly. Lineage: Eukaryota; Metazoa; Nematoda; Chromadorea; Rhabditida; Rhabditidae.
AUGUCCUCACACCCGCAAGCGGCACCGCUUAUUCAAAAAAUGCGAAAAUCUUCAUUGAGAAUCGCCAAGGUUCGAUCGAUUUUUCGUCUGAAAAGCAAAUUAGCAAGGAAUUGUUUGUCCGAGUUUUUGGGAACAGCAAUGCUCUUGUUCCUUGGUCUCUCGGUGAGUAUGCAAUUCAUCUUAUCGAAUGGGGUGAUCAAUUCGUGGUUUCAUGUCAAUUUCGGCUGGGGUCUCGCGUUGACUUUCUCAGCUCUAGCAACGUAUCAGACAUCGGGCGGUCACCUCAACCCAGCGAUCUCUUUAUUGAUGGUGACUCUUGAAAACAAUUGUACCGCUUUCUUUGAUCAGAUUGCCGGAACUGGUGUACUUGCUUUUUGUAUCUGUUUGUGCAUCGAUCGAAGGAAUAAGGUGCCCGUCUUUUUGCAGCCACUCUUCUUUGGGCUUGUUUUGACGAUGAUUGGCUGUUCCCUUUCCCUCAACGUUGGCUAUCCGCUGAAUCCAGCGAGAGAUCUCGGGCCUCGUCUCUUUGCCGCUUAUCUUUAUGGAAUCGAAGCGUUUAGUUAUCACGAUUGGUAUUUCUGGAUUCCCUUGGUUGCUCCUUGUAUCGGCGCCAUUGUCGGAGGAUGGGCUUAUCAGAUUUUUAUCGGCAUUCAAAUCGAUGAUGAUCACGAGGAGUACGAGUUGAAAGUUUCAAAU